Molecule: messenger RNA, 666 nt
Organism: Nannospalax galili (Upper Galilee mountains blind mole rat)
Lineage: Eukaryota; Metazoa; Chordata; Mammalia; Rodentia; Spalacidae
Gene: Gpx5
Product: glutathione peroxidase 5
Exons: 5
Coding region: 1-666 (221 amino acids)
Biological process (GO): response to oxidative stress
Molecular function (GO): glutathione peroxidase activity
Source: RefSeq, a predicted model, not a curated record
AUGACUACACAGUUAAAAGUCUCCUAUCUUCUCCCACUUCUUCUAGCCAGUUAUGUGCAGACAAACCCCAAGACAGAGAAGAUGAAGAUGGAUUGCUACAAAGAUGUGAAAGGCACCAUCUAUGACUUUGAAGCUCUCCCUCUUAAUGGGAAGGAGCGCAUUCAGUUCAAGCUGUAUGCAGGCAAACACAUCCUCUUCGUCAAUGUGGCUACCUAUUGUGGUCUGACAGUUCAAUAUCGUGAACUGAAUGCACUCCAGGAGGAGUUGAAGCCAUUGGGUCUGGUUAUAUUAGGAUUUCCCUGCAACCAGUUUGGAAAGCAGGAACCAGGAGACAACUCAGAGAUACUACCUGGGCUCAUGUAUGUUCGCCCAGGAGGGGGAUACCUACCUAAUUUCCAGCUUUUUUCAAAAGGGGAUGUGAAUGGUGAAAAAGAACAGAAAAUCUUCACAUUCUUAAAGCAUGCCUGUCCUCACCCCUCUGAGAUCGUGGUCUCCUUCAAACGCUUCUUCUGGGAGCCCAUAAAAGUCCAUGACAUCCGCUGGAACUUUGAGAAGUUCCUGGUGGGACCCAGUGGAGUCCCUGUCAUGCGCUGGUCCCACCAGGCUCCUGUCAGCACUGUCAAGGCAGACAUCUUGGCAUACCUGAAGUCGUUCAAAACCAAGUAG